CGAACGGCUGCUCUACGUUUUCCGGCAGUCGUACUUCUUUGACAGUCUUGUUUUUUGGCAAAUAUAGUUAGUCAGCGAGUGUAAUAUUUUGGUUUGUAAAACCUGUUAGCCUGUGUGUUUCACAUUAUUUUUUGUUGUUUAGCACUUUUUAAGUUGCACACACUGCCGUGAUGGCCUCCAACUAUAAGAAGCCAUCACUGGGUGCAACUUCACAACGUAAAAAGGCUGGCCCCAAACCAGAACUGACAGAGGAACAGAAGCAAGAGAUAAGGGAAGCUUUUGACCUUUUUGAUACUGAUGGCUCUGGCUACAUAGAUGUGAAGGAACUGAAGGUAGCAAUGAGAGCUCUGGGAUUUGAGCCAAAAAAGGAAGAAAUUAAGAAAAUGAUUGCCGAAAUUGAUAAAGAAAGCACAGGAAAAAUUGACUUCAGUGACUUCUUGGGAGUGAUGACCCAGAAAAUGGCAGAAAAGGACUCAAAAGAAGAAAUAUUAAAAGCAUUUCGCUUAUUUGAUGAUGAUGAGACUGGAAAAAUCUCAUUCCGAAACCUAAAAAGAGUUGCUAAGGAGCUUGGGGAGAACCUCACUGAUGAGGAGCUACAGGAAAUGAUUGAUGAAGCGGACAGAGAUGGAGAUGGAGAGGUGAACGAGCAAGAAUUCCUGCGUAUUAUGAAAAAGACCAGCCUCUAUUAGAUGGACAAGUUCUAUAUUUAUUGUUGUUGUUUUUUGGUUUUUUUUUUGUAUUCUGAAAAUAUAUUCCCUGUUACUAAAAAGUAAUAUAUAUGUAUGUUGACCAAAUGUGUAAAUAACUAAACAAAAAAAAGAAAAAAACUUUUACAAAAAUAUUUAAUCAGAUGUUUUGGAUCGAAAGUAAAUGUGCCAUUUAUCUAUGAUGCAAAGUAAUCUAUUGAUUUCUAGAAAAGCCUUAAUGUACUUCAGGAGUUAUUUGACACAUUUAAAAUUAUAAAAGAAUUUUACAUAAAGUUAUAAAGAGAUAUUGAUAAUAAAAGUUUAUGUACUCUUAAAUUGUUCUAGUAAACAAAUAUAAAAAUGUUUAAAUGUUUGUGUUACCCAGUUAUCUGUUUUUAUUCCUCCUUAUUGUUUUGUUUUUAAUUACCUUCUAUGUUUUCUACAGCUGUGAUUGUAUCUGUGAAUAAAAAUUAUAUUUUA
Messenger RNA from Erpetoichthys calabaricus (reedfish), 1166 nucleotides. RefSeq names its product centrin, EF-hand protein, 2 (gene cetn2). Gene Ontology annotation, molecular function: calcium ion binding. The transcript has 5 exons. The record is from RefSeq and is a predicted model, not a curated record. The coding region runs from base 171 to 689 and encodes 172 amino acids. NCBI's taxonomy places the organism in Eukaryota, Metazoa, Chordata, Cladistia, Polypteriformes, Polypteridae. Gene Ontology annotation, cellular component: centriole; centrosome. Gene Ontology annotation, biological process: mitotic cell cycle; nucleotide-excision repair; centriole replication.